Molecule: messenger RNA, 545 nt
Organism: Odocoileus virginianus texanus
Lineage: Eukaryota; Metazoa; Chordata; Mammalia; Artiodactyla; Cervidae
Source: RefSeq, a predicted model, not a curated record
CAUCAGGAGCCGCUGCCAACUCAGUCGUGGUGACUGUUGGCCCAAAGGCCACACGCACAGACCUCUUCCGGCCCAGCUUCAACCCAUAGGGCACAUAUCUUGUAUCAUAUUCCUCCAGCUGCACAACCCAAGACAGUCAUAUACCUGGCUAUUUGAGGGGACCCCUGAAGUCCCAAUUCAGUUGCCUCCUGGUCCCCGCCUUGUGUUGCUCCAGCCAGGAUGAUCGAGGUUGUUUGCAACGACCGUCUGGGGAAAAAGGCGCGCAUUAAGUGCAAUACGGAUGACACCAUCAGGGACCUUAAGAAGCUGAUCGCAGCCCAAACUGGCACCCGUUGGAACAAGAUCGUACUGAAGAAGUGGUACACGAUUUUUAAGGACCACAUAUCUCUGGGGGACUAUGAAAUCCACUAUGGGAUGAACCUGGAGCUUUAUUACCAAAAGAACAGAAUUCCUUCUUCCUGCCCUUCCCCCUCCUCCCACCCUCACUUCCCACACUAAUAUGGAUGCUUGUUUUUGGAAACUCAUGUUAAUAAAAACUUAGAGGC